AUGCCUCGGCUCCUCGAGGGGCAUUGCCCAUCCAGAUUCUUCGCCGAGGCUGGUGCCGGCACCCUGGACAGCGCCACGGCCGGCGGGAUGGACACGUAUGAGCUGGACUACCCUCCCCUUCUCUCCGAUUUCGUUCUGUACAGUACACUAGGUGAUACGCACGGCCGGCAUUCUUCCAUACCCAGAGAGCACAUGCCGGCUGGAGAUGUGUUGCUGCAUGCAGGAGAUCUCACCAACACGGGUGAACUUGAGCAAGUGCAGUCCUUCAGCAAGUGGCUGGAAGAUUAUCCUGCAAAGAAGAAGGUCAUCAUUGCUGGAAAUCACGACAUCACCUUCCAGGAGGACUACUAUAUAGCCCGCGGGGCUCAGCGAUUUCACGGCGGUAUCCGCUAUGAUUGCAGCCAGGCAAAGCAGCUGCUCAAGAACGCCAUCUACUUGCAGGACUCCUCGACGGAAGUCCAUGGCUACAAGAUCUACGGUUCUCCCUGGCAGCCCGACUUUUACGACUGGGCCUUCAACCUGCCGAGGGGUGAACAACUACAGAGGCGCUGGGGCGCCAUUCCGGUCGACACCGAUAUCCUUUUGGUGCAUGGCCCACCAGCUGGAUAUGUGGACAUCACCCCGGUGGGGCGAGUUGGAGAUGCCGAUUUACUCGCUGCCGUCCAGAAUCGCAGCAUUCCAGUGGUGGUCACAGGACACCUGCAUAUGGCUCAUGGCGUGGCAACGGAUAACGUGACUCUCUUUGUCAAUGCAGCGACCUGCACGGAAGACUAUCAGCCCAUACAGCCGCCCAUUGUUUUUGACCUGCCGCCUGCCAAGCAACUCAGAGAAGUCAUUGCGCACGCUGCAGGACGUCAACGACAAGGGCCGGCCUAG
Messenger RNA from Symbiodinium natans, 876 nucleotides. The record is from the annotation of a GenBank genome assembly. Lineage: Eukaryota; Dinophyceae; Suessiales; Symbiodiniaceae.